AUGGUGACUCUUAGCAGUGCCGAUGUUGAGAAGUUGUUCUCCGGGGCGCCGCAGUAUUUCGCUAGGUCUCAAGGAUAUGGUACCGGUGCCCCGCACCCCUCUGUCGCUUUCCCGUGGGAUGAGGACCUCCGCAUCCGCGAUCUGACAGACCACACUCAGAUUGAAGAUGAGGCAUGGGGCUGCGUUACGGCUGUCCCGCGGCUCAUCCAGCGGGACCCCUUGUCAGCCACUACUCCUUCGGGCAAGAGAAGACCUCACUUCAAGGUCAAGACCCAGGAGAGACCAAACAUGCUAAGCAUGCAAGGGUUGGAGAAAGGCACCAUGGGUUAUCAGGCUGCUUUGGAAUUAUCCGUUGCAGAUGCUCUUCAAGAGGAGCAGUACGGUUUCGAUAGCCUGGGCUCUAAGUCGACUGUGGUUGUGGAGCAACGGCAGAGGCUGGUCACAUCAAAGGACGGUCUACGGCACAUGGACGAUGCCACUGUCAUGGAACAACUACUACGGUGCGAGGAAAGAUACCAAGGCACAGAUUCCGAGAAACAGCUGAAUGCUCACGACCUCUACAAUGACUUAUUCACCAAAGUCUUGUACACACCCACCAAAGUGAUCGACUACAACGAUCCCCGUAGCCUGUCAGUACAGAUUCAUGCAUUGGUCAAAGUUCUUGCAACAUCGAAUGCCUGGAUCGAUUUCUCGCGCGUGGAAUGGAGGAUUCGGCUAGGUCAGGUUCUAUGGGGCUUUCCGCUGGAUGACGAGCUUGACGAUGGCUCUUCCAUCAAUGAGGGCCUUGACGAUCAGGACAGAAGCGAAGAGCGAUACUGGUUGCUCUUGCAAAUUCUACUUGCAUGCGAACUAUUAUUGCGGCUUGAUGCAAUAACUGAAGGAGAUGAGUUUGGGGGUGCGAACCUGAAAGCAUCGGAAGUGCACAGGUUCGAAAAGGAAGCAAGCCUGUCCGUCAAAUGGUCAUUACUUCUGGCUCGGACGUGGUUAGACAAUAUCACUGUCAGUAAGACGGAAGCUCCGUCAUCGGGGAUGUCUACUCCGAAAGGAUGGCUCACCUCGCUCACAAGUAGAAUGUCUCUGAAACACGAGCAUAUGCACGGAUCACAUCACAUUGACCACACACAGCACCUGCAUCAUGGCCAUACAGAGUAUCAAUAUGCGAUCCAAGGUCGUUUCGUUGAGAGACAGAUAUUUGGGUUGACGCAAUUCGCACGAAAGUUACGAUGGCCGGAAGUUGAGGAGUACAUAACGCGCGUCUCAAUGAAUGCCCCAAUCAUCGCACAAGCCACCCCUAUUAGCUCACCUCUGCCCACGAGCGACACAGCGCGCUCAUCUUAUUUUGGAGGCGAUAAGAAACCUGCCGGACUGCAGAGGAAUCCAUCAAGGAGGCCCAGGAUUGGCGCAGCAUUACACUUUUCAGGUUGGCUUUCGAAAUCAUUUGUCUCCGGGUUGGUACUGCCAGGAGAAGCACUGUCCCAUUUUCUAAUGUCAACAUUACUGGAGAAUGAUCAGGAAGCAAUGGAAAGAUUGGGGCCCAUGGCAAACCUGUGUGGCGGCUUCGUUUAUAACGGGAAAAGUUUCUGGAGUACGGCAUGCGUGGUAGGACGCGUUCUGGCUGCAGGCCGAGGCUCCGCUGAAUGUAUGGGUUGGAUCUCCACAGAUGUCUCCCCGGAAGGGUUUGGAGACGGGUGGCUAAACGUCGACGUUAAAGACAUCGCUGAUGACAUUGCCAAGAUUGGAAAGAAGGCCCGGCUAUGGGGGAAACUUGCCAUCGAACGCGAGUCAGACGUUUUGGGCGACGCCGACUCUUCCAACAUCCUUCCUGCUGAUUUUAUCAUCCCUCAUGAAAACAACCAUCCUGAGCCGCCGCCUUCAAAUAUCAGGAUUGAUCUAAAAUCUUUAGACCUAUACUCGGCCGUUGAUAGUCUUCAGUCGACCCCUGUUUUUGAGGAACCCGAAACACCGUUCUCAGACUUCACCCAGGCGUCCAAUCUUCAAACCCAUCAAGCAUCCAUAGCCUUUACAAUGACGUAUGAUGGAGUACAAGGGGAACAGACUUUGAAUCUGUCACUGGCCAGGGAUGUGUACUUUGUUACAGCCCAUCCGUGCGCUGCUUCAAGUUAUGUCAAGUAUUUCAAGUCACCUACCAGUCCCACAAUACAGCACAUCGAUCUUGGAAGCCAGGACUGGAAUGCGAAGGCUACUGCGCCAGCUCACAUUACAGGACAUCCAUUACAUAAAUACUAUACUUACAAGCCUGUCCAUUUGCUCGACUUACUCAAGAGACCUGAGAUUACCCUCGAGGAGCUUCUCAAUAUCGACCAACCCAUAGCUACGACUAACUCAACCUCUUUCACCUCGAAAGGACCCCGUAUCCUUGUCAUCGAUUGCAUUACAGGUUUUGCACCACCGAGCUCUCCAGAAAUGGCUAUGCUAUCACGUAUGAGUUCUAUUUCGUCAUCGUUUGGACUAUCGCCCACUGCUACGCAACUACAACUGCCCAUGCCGCCAAGAGAUGUGGUGGAUCGGCCGGCUACUGCAGCUUCAGCAGGCAGCAAGAUUUCUAGGAUUGACCCUCCCAGUCCUGACUCGAAAAUGAAGUUACCUACUCGCAGGAGACAGUUCGGCUCAGAUUUGGAGAUCCUUGUGCGAGCUUUGUGCGCUGAGAGAGGCUGGAACGCGAUUAUUAGUCGUCGUAAAAGGGGUUGUCUGGCAUGCGCUAUUCGCGAAGCCGGCGCACUCGGAUGGAAAGUUGUCAUCCGUGUAGAAUAA
Truncatella angustata is the source of this 2772-nucleotide messenger RNA. RefSeq lists its product as uncharacterized. NCBI's taxonomy places the organism in Eukaryota, Fungi, Ascomycota, Sordariomycetes, Amphisphaeriales, Sporocadaceae. Bases 1 to 2772 code for a protein of 923 amino acids. The record is from RefSeq and is a predicted model, not a curated record. The transcript has 3 exons.